UAGAGUUCGUUCGAAAUGGCGUGACGGUUCAUUCUAUUGGCGAUAACACUGGCAGCGGUAUCUCAUGUCAACCCGUGAGUUGUGAUAAAAGGUGUCAGAGCUUCCCGUCCAGUCGAAAGCAUCCCCACCUUUCGCCAUGCCUGUAUCUCGCUCGACUCGAGUGCAGAAACUACGGUCCCUGAUCCGACUCCUCGUGGACACCUCCGAGGUAGUCAUCGAAGAAUGGGAGGCGGAGGAGCGUCACUCCUCUAGGAAUGAAUCUGCCACGCCCAACCUGGUAUCGCACAAACUAUUUGAAGCACGCCGCGUCAUACACGGAGCAUGUGCAAUGUGCAUCGACCUGGUUGAGGACCCGAGGGUCCGCCUCCAGGAAAUCUCGGAAUCCUUUGCGUUGUCACAAGCAUUUGACACAACAGUGCGCGCAGGGGUUCCGGAUAUUUUGGCAGAGGCAGAGGCGCCUGCCAGCGGCGUCUCGGCCAGGCAGCUCAGCCUGCGAACAGGGAUUGACGAGAAGAAGCUCGUACGGGUGAUGCACUUUCUGUGCUCUGGCGGAAUUUACGAUGAAGUUGGUGUUCAGCGCUUUGCAAACACGAAUUUGAGUGGUGUUUUGGUUGGCAACCCGCAGGCGAAAGCGAUGCAAUGUCUCUUUGGAACGAAGCUGUUCGUCGAGGCCCUCGAACAUCUCCCUGCAACGCUGCUCGAUCCGGAGACGGCGAGUUCUACGUCCGUCACGGUGGCUGCCUUCCAGAGAGCGCAGAAGACGGGGCUAUCACUUUUCGACUUCAUGGCACGGAGUGAUGAGACCGAUGCGGCCAUCCUUGAAACCGGCGAGAUGUUCCCGGAGGCAAUGUUUGGUCAAAGCCAAAUAAGUUCACUCUCGCUCAUCCACGACUUUCCUUGGGGAUCUCUGGGAAAAGGCACCGUUGUUGACGUCGGAGGCGGCAUAGGUAGUAUGUCUCUCACCCUCGCCAAGGCUUUUCCGGAUCUGUGCUUCGUCGUCGAAGACCUUCCAAUUACCAUCGAAAAGGCAAGACCCAUCUGGCAAACUGGAUAUCCCGGCGCCGUCGAAUCAGGGCGCGUACGAUUAUUACCACACGACUUCUUCACCGAGCAACCAGUGCAAGGAGCUGCUGCGUACUUCCUUCGCUCCGUGCUACACGACUGGCCAGACGACGAUUGCGUCCAGAUCUUGAGCAGACUGCGUGACGUCAUGAGCCCCGAGUCGCGCAUCCUCGUCGCUGACAUGAUCGUCCAGCCUCCCCUGGGUUCUGCGCACUUCAAAGCCGCUCCGGCACCGCUGCCUGCGAACUACGGUCGCGCGGACUUGAUCAAGGGUAUGCACGACAUGGUGAUGCUCAGUCUGCUCAACGGCGCCGAGCGGACACCUGAGCAACUCGAAGCCGUUGCUAAUAGGGCAGGGCUCAAGGUGGUGAAGAUAUGGGAGUGUCGAGGACCCGUGAGCAUCACGGAGCUGCGGCGGCUGCCAGUGUAAGACUAGAAACUUUGUUAUAGAUGUAGGUACUACCUGCAAGACGUCGUACUUAUUCACUAUCUCAUUCCCUGC
Molecule: messenger RNA, 1564 nt
Organism: Fomitopsis serialis
Lineage: Eukaryota; Fungi; Basidiomycota; Agaricomycetes; Polyporales; Fomitopsidaceae
Product: S-adenosyl-L-methionine-dependent methyltransferase
Exons: 6
Coding region: 137-1492 (451 amino acids)
Molecular function (GO): O-methyltransferase activity
Source: RefSeq, a predicted model, not a curated record